AUGGUCAAAGAGCGGCAUUAUUACGAUGUGUUGGGUGUUUCACCCGACGCCCCAGCGUCUGAAAUAAAAAAAUCCUUCAAGAAACUUGCCUUGAAGCACCACCCAGACAAAGGAGGUGAUCCAGACAAGUUUAAAGAAAUAGCACACGCGUUUGAGGUCCUGUCCGAUCCGAAAAAGCGACAAAUAUACGAUGAAGGUGGUGAGCAGGCCGUGAAGGAGGGUGGAAUGGAUGGCUUCAGUGGUUUCCACAACCCAAUGGACAUUUUCGAUAUGUUCUUUGGUGGGGGCAGGAGCAGGCAGCCUCAUCGUGGUCGUGACACUGUCCAUCCUCUAAGUGUCACAUUAGAAGAACUUUACAAUGGAGCCACCAGAAAGUUCAACGUCACCAAAAACGUUAUCUGUACCAAAUGCGAAGGUCGAGGUGGAAAAGCCGGUGCUGUGCAACCUUGUCGCACAUGCAAAGGCCGAGGUGUCGAAAUCCAU
Molecule: messenger RNA, 483 nt
Organism: Dibothriocephalus latus
Lineage: Eukaryota; Metazoa; Platyhelminthes; Cestoda; Diphyllobothriidea; Diphyllobothriidae
Source: the annotation of a GenBank genome assembly